UGUCACUAUGCUUUUGGACAAUAAAUUUUUUCUGGUUAAGCGUUUGUUACAGAAUGUGAGACAAUUCCAUAGCUCAGGAUUCAGAACAGGCUAUGAAGGACCUGGUAAAACAACAGUGAACAUUAUUAACGACACUGACGAAAAACUUUUAAUAGACAGAUGUCUUUCAAUAGGAUUUACAAUGAAUAAUAAUUCUUUAACAAUAGGUCCAAUUGCCAUAUUUCCUGAAACUGUUUUGUCUUGGAAUGUAGGUUGUACAAAGGAUAUAAAUGAAGCAAGUUUAUCCUUGUUCACUAUUCUGAAACCAACAUUGGAUAUCCUAAUUCUAGGACUUGAAAUUAAAUGCGAAUAUAAUGAAAUCAGAGAAUUGAAAAAAAUAUUAUUGAAGUACAAUAUCAAAAAUGAAAUAUUUCCAGUGCAACAAGCAUGUGGUGUGUACAAUUUUCUAGUUUCUGAAGGUAGAUAUGUUGCAGCAGGUUUAAUACCUCCAAUACAUUCAAAAAUCUUAAAACCAGAAAAAGAGAUAAAUAAAGAAUUAAUUCAAGACAAAAAACUGAUAAACUCUACUUGA
Messenger RNA from Habropoda laboriosa, 571 nucleotides. Its product is annotated as NADH dehydrogenase [ubiquinone] 1 alpha subcomplex assembly factor 3. The coding region runs from base 8 to 571 and encodes 187 amino acids. Gene Ontology annotation, cellular component: mitochondrial inner membrane. Gene Ontology annotation, biological process: mitochondrial respiratory chain complex I assembly. The transcript is spliced from 3 exons. Lineage: Eukaryota; Metazoa; Arthropoda; Insecta; Hymenoptera; Apidae. The record is from RefSeq and is a predicted model, not a curated record.